AUGAUUUACAGCAGCCAGCAGUCGCUCGACAUACCCAACGUCGACUUGUUGACCUUCAUCUUUGACCACAGCUUCUCCCGCUCCAACGAGGACACGCUCCUCCACGCCGAAGCCCGCUCGCCCCAGAACGGCCUGACCAAGGCGCGCACCCGCAUCCUCACCAAGCAGCUCGCCCACUUCCUGCGCCACCAGUACGGCAUCGGCGUCGACGGCCGCCGCGAUGACGUCGUCAUGGUCGUGUCCUCGGGGCAGUCGGCGCUGCCGUGUCUCUUUUACGGCGUCAUCGCCGCCGGUGGCGUGUACUCGGCCGGCUCGCCCAUGAACACGCCCUCGGACCUGGCGCGCCAGCUGCGCGAUGGCCCCGGCAGAGUCAUUGUGUGCAGUCCGGACGCCGUCGACGGCGCGGUGCGGGCGGCGGCGGAGGCGGGGCUGAGCAAGCGCCAUGUGCUGGUGCUCGAGUCGCAUCCGGACAUCAAGCUGUACAGCGCGGACGGCGCGGUGGCGUGCGACUUUGCAGGGAGUCUGGACUGGCAGGUCGUGACGGACCCAGAGGAGCUGGCGCGCCGCACGAUUUGCAUCUUGUACUCGUCGGGGACUACAGGGCUGCCGAAAGGCGUGCUCGUGUCGCACCACAACAUGGUCUCGGAAAUCUUCCUCACCAGCUCCGUCGACAGGGCGUACUGGGACCGGCAGCCGGCAUGGCCGUCCCCGAAGCGCACGCUCGCGCACCUGCCCGCCGCGCACAUUGCCGGCGUCGUCAACUACUUUGCCGCGCAGGCCGUCGCCGGCGCCACCACGUACUGGAUGCCCAAGUUUGACUUUGCCGCCUUUGUCGAGCACGUGCAGCAGCUGCGCGUCAACACCUUCUUCACCGUGCCGCCCAUCUACCUGGCCCUGGCCAAGCACCCGGCCGUCAAGGAGCAGUUCUUCCACGUGAAGCAGGCGACGGUCGGCGCGGCCCCGGUGAGCGCCGAGCUGCGCACCGAGGCCAACAGGAAGAUGCCCGGCCUCGUCAUCGGCCAGGUCUGGGGCAUGAGCGAGACGACGGGGGCGGCGACGUAUACAGAGGUCAACUCGGAGGAGCAGGCGGGGAGCCUGGGCGUGCUGUUGCCAAAUCUUUCCGUCCGAUUGGUGGAUGAUGAUGAGAAUGACGUGGCCCCAGGCGAGCCAGGCGAGAUUCUUAUCAAAGGACCGGUCGUCACCCGAGGCUACCACAACAAUCCCGAAGCCAACGAAAAGGCCUUUACAAAAGACGGCUGGAUGCGCACCGGCGACGUCAUGCGCAUUGACUCGAACAAUCUCUACCACAUUGUUGACCGCAAAAAGGAACUCAUCAAGUACAAGGGCCUGCAGGUCGCCCCCGCCGAGCUUGAAGGUAUCCUCGAAGCGCACCCCGCCGUCGGCGACGCCGGCGUCAUCGGCGUGCCGUACAGGGACACCGAGGCGCCCCGCGCUUUUGUCGUGCUGACACCGGCGGCUAGAGCCGCCGGCGACGUCUCGGCCGAGGACCUGCUGGGUUACGUGCACGGCAAGGUGGCCGACUACAAGAAGCUGCGCGGCGGGCUGGUGUUUGUGGAGGCGGUGCCGCGGAGCCCCAGCGGCAAGAUCCUACGGAAGCAGCUGAGGGAGUCGGAGAAGCGGACGUCCAAGAUUUAG
Molecule: messenger RNA, 1656 nt
Organism: Cordyceps militaris CM01
Lineage: Eukaryota; Fungi; Ascomycota; Sordariomycetes; Hypocreales; Cordycipitaceae
Product: 4-coumarate-CoA ligase 2a
Exons: 5
Coding region: 1-1656 (551 amino acids)
Biological process (GO): secondary metabolic process
Molecular function (GO): CoA-ligase activity
Source: RefSeq, a predicted model, not a curated record